AUGUCGCUUAUACGUGCUUUAAACAAAUCAGAUAUGAUUGGUACAGCCAGAAUUCUUGACUUAUUUCCUAGUGAAAUUUUUUGUCGAGAUAACGAAGAUCGUAUAGCAUUACAUUAUGCAGCUGAAACAGCGGAUGCGGAAACAUUUAAACGAAUUCUCGAAAUGGAUCAAUCAUUGAUUCACUGUCAAGAUCAAAAUGGUUACACACCAUUAUUGAUAGCAUCAAUGAGCGGAAAUGUACCAGCGAUAAAAUUAUUGAUAGAAAAUGGUAUUCAAAUUAAUCAUAUUGAUAAGGAAAAGCAUUCCGCUGUACAUUGGGCUGUUGCUUGUGGACAACUGGAAGCAUUGGUGACAUUGUUGGACAAUGGUGCUAAAGUUGAUUUUGCUGACAAUCAAGGUGCACAAGCAGUACAUUAUAUAGCAGCUGCAGAAGAUAUUUCAUUAGAACGUUGUGAAGCAAUAUUACAUAUGUUAUUGAAAUAUGGCGCAAAUGUAAAUGCACGUGAUAUUGAUGGUAGGACACCAAUAUUAUGGGCUGCAAGUUAUGGUAAAUUUUUUUAUUUUUUAAAAAAUAAAUUAAAUUCAAAAGUUUAA
This is a messenger RNA of Loa loa (African eye worm), 594 nucleotides long. RefSeq lists its product as hypothetical. NCBI's taxonomy places the organism in Eukaryota, Metazoa, Nematoda, Chromadorea, Rhabditida, Onchocercidae. The record is from RefSeq and is a predicted model, not a curated record. Bases 1 to 594 code for a protein of 197 amino acids. Gene Ontology annotation, molecular function: protein binding. The transcript has 5 exons.